AAAUAGCUUAUAAGCUUAAGGGAAGAAUAGAGAAACAAAGAAAUAGAAGAAGAAGAAAUGGCACCUAAUGUAACAAGUACUCCGUCAGGUAUAUUUGAUGGAGAUAAUCGUUCAGAUCAAACUAUAAUCGAGACACCUAAAAAAAAAUAUAAGAAACACAUUAUCUGGAGAAAUGUGAUUAUCUUCUCUUAUCUUCAUCUAGCCGCUGUAUAUGGAUUGUAUCUGGUUUUUACGUCCGCACAAUUUAAGACUACUUUGUUUGCAUUAUUCCUGUACGUAUGCACUGGACUGGGAAUUACAGCUGGUGCUCACAGAUUAUGGGCACACAAAUCUUAUAAAGCGAAAUGGCCACUCGAGUUAGUACUAGUAAUUUGGAAUACUAUGGCAUUUCAAGAUGCAGCAAUUCAUUGGGCUAGAGAUCACAGAGUUCAUCAUAAAUACAGCGAAACAGAUGCGGACCCUCAUAACGCGACGAGAGGAUUUUUCUUCGCACAUAUAGGCUGGCUCUUGUGUAAGAAACACCCGGACAUUAAAGAAAAAGGCAAAAGAAUCGAUAUAAGUGAUCUGGAGAAAAAUCGUAUAUUGGCAUUCCAGAAAAAAUACUAUUUAAUUCUGAUGCCUCUAUUUUGUUUCGUUUUACCGACUAUUAUUCCAGUCUAUGGUUGGAAUGAAACUUGGUCCAAUUCAUAUUUCGUGGCCACAGUUUUGCGUUAUGUUUUCGUGCUGAAUAUGACUUGGCUUGUUAACUCCGCUGCUCAUAUCUUUGGAAACAAACCAUAUGACAAGUUUAUCAAUCCUUCGGAGAAUAAAGCAGUGGCCAUAGGAGCUCUUGGCGAAGGUUGGCAUAAUUAUCACCAUGUAUUCCCAUGGGAUUACAAAACGGCAGAAUUGGGAAAUUACAGAUUUAAUGUUACAACAGCUUUUAUUGAUAUGUGCGCAAAAUUUAGACUCGCAUAUGAUUUGAAAUCGGUUCCUUCUGAUUUAGUGAAAAAACGAGUGGAGAGAACCGGCGAUGGAAGUCAUAAUCUAUGGGGUUGGGGUGAUAAAGAUCAAACACAAAAAGAUAGGGAAGUGACGAUGGUAUAUCAUAAGGCUUAUUAAAAUAUGAAAAAAAGACCAUUAAGAAACAUAAUUAACAAUGCGAGCUAAUUGUUCACUUACUUCCUAUAAAACGAUUGAACUAUGGCUCACUUUGUACAUAUUUAGGGGGUAGAGGAACUAUCUGGGAAUUAUUGGAAAUAUUUUGGAAUAUUGCUUAAUAUUUUUAAUUACCCAGUUAUAUUAAUCUUAGCUAUACUCUAUUUUUAUCAAAAAUAUAAAUCUGAAACUAUUCAACUAUUCAGUGAUGAGUAAAACAUUUACAUAUUGUUUUGUUGUAUUUUCACAAAAAUUGAUAUGCACAGUAAUAAGAUUUCUCGUUUUUAGAAAUAUUAAUAUAUGUGUUGCUAUCGAAAAGAAAUUUUUAUUUUUACAUUAUUAUUAAACAAUUUUUAGCGUAAUAGUUAUGCUGUAAAUAUCGAUUUUUACAAAUAAAAAGAUAUUAAUCGAUUUGAUAACCUAAUAUAUCGAAAAUUAAAUAACAAAUAUAU
This is a messenger RNA of Apis dorsata (giant honeybee), 1589 nucleotides long. Its product is annotated as acyl-CoA Delta(11) desaturase-like. The coding region runs from base 58 to 1101 and encodes 347 amino acids. The record is from RefSeq and is a predicted model, not a curated record. Gene Ontology annotation, cellular component: endoplasmic reticulum membrane. Gene Ontology annotation, biological process: unsaturated fatty acid biosynthetic process. The transcript is spliced from 6 exons. Lineage: Eukaryota; Metazoa; Arthropoda; Insecta; Hymenoptera; Apidae. Gene Ontology annotation, molecular function: iron ion binding; stearoyl-CoA 9-desaturase activity.